GUAAUAAGGAAGGAAAAAGGACUUUGCUCACAGACGCUGCGUCGUGUGCAGGUCUUGUGAUAAUGCAGAAGUGUUUCAGGUUAUCACAAGGAGCAGACACCGACUGACCGACCUGAAAGGGGAUUUAGUUCUUUGCAAACUAAAUGCAGCUGUGAUUGGACAUGGAGUGGAAGAGCAACCUGAGGCGUGCCCAGUCACUGAGGAGCGUCCCGUCGUCAUGUGACAAGCCCACCAGCUGGCCAGAAGCAGGACUGCGGGAUAACAGAACGUCUGUGUCCCAUCUUGUUUCCAGGUAUCAAACUACAGUGGUAAGCACAUCUAUUCAAGAAACUACGGUACAUGAGGCUGCAACAAACCAAAAGCAGAUCAUAAAAGAGACACAGCAGCCGAACCUGGAGUAUCUGAUGUUGAGAAAUGAAGAGCGGGAACGGUCUCGAGCCAAGUCCAAUUUGACCCGUAGCAAGUCAAUGGGUAGCCUCCAAAAAGCCACCUCGUCCAUAGGGACCCUGAAGGCUCUGUUUGAGUCGAAGGCUGCCACACCAAACAACUCAAAGAGAACUCUCAGAGACGGAAGUAUCACAACAACUAAGAGAGCUGUAGACAUCCUGCCACUGAUGAACGGAAAGAUUGAAGAGGUCAAAAUCUCUGCAGAGGAACCCAAGACCCAAACUCCUGCUCGUCCUCCACAACAUGAUGCUAAAGAAGAUCAUGUGACUCCAAAGGUGGCGAGUAAGCCCCGGUUGGAGAGAAGAAAAACAAUAGGGGGCAUUGAUUUUGAAAAACUUGCUUCCUCUCAAGCUGAUGAGAAAAGGAGGUCAUUUGCAGAUUUCAGAGACAGCUCCUUCGGCCAAACAAAGGAUAAACUGUCCAUCUCAGUCAAGGCUAUGUCAGCUCUCUAUCUGUCCAAGGCAGCACCUCAGGAAUCAAACCGCAGCUUUUUGAAAAAGGCUCAAGCUCAAACAUCUGAAUCUGGGAAAAGAGUGAAACUAACCAAGUUUCUACCUGCUUGUCAAGAGAUGUGUUCAGCCUGUUCAAAGCCGGUUUAUCCGAUGGAAAAAAUCACAGCAGACAAAUACAUUUUUCACAAAACUUGCUUCUGUUGUAAGCAGUGCAAGAAAAAACUGAGCAUGCAAAAUUAUACACCUUUACACGGGGAGUUCUACUGUAUAUUUCACUACAAACAACUGUUCAGAAGAAAAGGGAAUUAUGAUGAAGGCUUUGGACACACCCAGCACAAGAACCGAUGGCUGCUACAGAGCGCUGCCGAUGUGUGCAAUGAGUCUGAGUCUGAGGCAUAAGCACGAAUACUGACAAACCAUCGAUGUCUGUGACAACAUGGAGGAUCUUUUGAAGAUGUGUUUGAGAUCCCACAAUGGCCGCCUGCCGUCGAAAUCACACACCUGUUCACACACUGAUUUAUAAUGAAAGUGUGCAACAGAACAACUAAAUUCCACACUAGCUUAGAAACUGCAGAAGAAGACUAAUGAUGACACAUGAAAUCAUCUUUUCUCCAUAGGUAGUUGUAUUAUAUCACCCUCUUGCUCUUUUUACUUAAAGGUGGAGUCAGUAACUUUUUUCAUUGCAGCAUGUCAAUACAACAUACAAACUGGGCCCCUCUUCUUGGGCUCAUCACUCCCCCAAGCACACAUUCACUGCAGGACAUAGUGUAUAUGUUUACUGCUUGUACCAGCUAACUGCUAGCACAAGCUAACCGCUGGUGUUUGGAGCCUGCCUGUCCAACAGAAAGCAAACCAACUCCUCGUCUGCGGAGUAAAAGCCAACACAAGGUUUGGAGAGUUUGUCCGCUCACUGUGAUUAUAUUUUGUCGUCCUUUUCCACUAUGUCCACGUCUGUCAUAUUCACCGGUUUGAAUCACCUCCAAUUGCUGAAUUGUAUCUUUUAAACUCACCUGCUGCGCUGUCAUUGGCUGGAGGAAACACACCAGCACCCUGCCCAGAAACGUCCAGAGUCAACCAAAACAAAGCAGAACAGUAAAAUCCAGUCAGAGGACAGAGUCUCUGCAGACACAGUCACCACCACACAUGUAUGGAGGCCCAGAAGUGAUGAUUCAGCAGAAUUACUUUUGUAUAAGUCUCUAAUUUUUUUUUUUUUAGGAAAAAGCUACUGACUCUUUAAACAAAUUGCACUCAAUAUUUUUGUGCAAUUCUUUGUUGUAACUUUCAGUUUAACUUGAUUUUAGAAAUGGAAAAAGUACAAAUUCAUCAGGAUGCUUACUGUAUGUGCUUGUUGAUAAUAAAGAGGCUCAUCACUCAUCA
Molecule: messenger RNA, 2276 nt
Organism: Labrus mixtus (cuckoo wrasse)
Lineage: Eukaryota; Metazoa; Chordata; Actinopteri; Labriformes; Labridae
Product: LIM domain and actin-binding protein 1
Exons: 10
Coding region: 162-1298 (378 amino acids)
Biological process (GO): actin filament bundle assembly
Cellular component (GO): plasma membrane; actin cytoskeleton
Molecular function (GO): actin filament binding
Source: RefSeq, a predicted model, not a curated record